This is a messenger RNA of Ramularia collo-cygni, 2793 nucleotides long. RefSeq names its product related to spindle pole body component alp6. The record is from RefSeq and is a predicted model, not a curated record. Gene Ontology annotation, biological process: spindle assembly; mitotic cell cycle; meiotic cell cycle. Gene Ontology annotation, cellular component: mitotic spindle pole body; equatorial microtubule organizing center; spindle pole. NCBI's taxonomy places the organism in Eukaryota, Fungi, Ascomycota, Dothideomycetes, Mycosphaerellales, Mycosphaerellaceae. Gene Ontology annotation, molecular function: microtubule minus-end binding; gamma-tubulin binding. The coding region runs from base 1 to 2793 and encodes 930 amino acids. The transcript has a single exon.
AUGGCAACAUCACGAGCUGAGCGCGUGGAGAAUGCGCUGCAGUCCCUCCUCGGGCGAUUGGUCCCCCCACAACAGCCAGGCGAGGACGAAGAAAGCGCGGAUCAGCGCUGGGAAGACGCCAACAACUUUGCAACGGACCAGAUCGAGCGCGGCGAUGCGCAGGCCGCACUCACUGAGAAUGUCAACCACGCGGCCGAUCUGAUCAAAAGGCGUCUGAUUCACGACUCCGCAAGCCCAGAAAAGGCAGCGGCAUUCGGGAAUCUAUACUCGCGUCUGCUGUCGCAGCCAGUCCUGUCGAGGAAAUGGGCAAUUCUCUACUUUUUGUUGAAGGUUGCAGAAGGUACUGAGCCUGAUGGCGGUAGUGGAGUAAGCGCAGAGGAAGGAGGAGAGGAGGAAGAGGAAGAUGAGGCUCAAACUGAGGCAGACGCGAGAGAGAGUAUCCCGCAGGUGCGGCGACAAGAAGCGAAACAAGAUCUGCGCGAAAGUCGCUAUGAAAUACCAAGUGAGGUUUUCGACGAUGCCUUCGCGAGGAAUGGCUUGCCGCGAGUCUCCAAAGCGAAAGGUCCAGACAGUCCUGCGCAGCCGCCGCUCAGGGAUCGGGAGAGGCCAAUGCCUGCGCGACCAAGGACGCGGCAAGGUGAGGAACCAGCGCCCACGCCGCCACAGAAGAAGCUUGCCACAGGACUAGAGCCCACAGAGUCUGCGCUUCUGCGAGACUUGCCCUUUACGCUCCAAGGACUCUCGUCAACGAGUUUACCAUUCGCAGACAAGAAGUCGUUGAAGCUGCCUUCCACUCUACCUGUUCCUCUGAUAUCGCUCCUCCACACUCUGGCGGAGCCCUCGCUCUUGUACGGGUCGCUUUCGGAGUUUGUGGACGGGUCAGACGGCGGUCUGGUAGGACAGAGUCUUCGUUCUGCGAUUGGCGUGGAGUUGCGAUCCUACCUGGGGCUUGUAGCCACCCUGGAGGGUCAGAUCCGCCGUGCUCUCGCGCAGCUCGACGAGAAUCUACCACACGGUGGACUGGGAAAGACGGGCGUCACCCUCAAACGAUGCGUAGUAUGGACUAGAGAAGCCACGCUAGGCCUCCGACUGAUGAGCGUGAUUGUGGAGUCUGCAAAGGGCAAGAAGGGUGGUGAGCUGAUCAGCCUAAUCCACGGGUUCUCGUCAUCACACGGCGACCCUUUCGUGCACACUUUUGCGGAGCGUUUGCUCACACAAAUAACGCGUCCAUUCUACAACAUGCUGCGCGCUUGGAUAUAUGACGGCGAACUAGAAGAUCCUUACCAGGAGUUCUUCGUGUCGGAGAAUCCGGACCAUGAGGAUAGUGGGGCGACCAGUGUGUGGGAACACAAAUACCGGCUCAAGGAUAGCAUGAUACCCUCGAUAAUGACCCCCGACUUUGCCAACCGAGUAUUUCUCAUCGGCAAAAGCCUGAACUUCAUCCGCUACGGAUGUGCUGAUAGUGGGUGGGUCGAGUCGUAUAGCAAAACAGAGUCCAAAGAGUUGAAGUAUGGUGACACCGCGAUGCUGUCGACAAGCAUUGACGAGGCUUAUAAAACGGUCAUGGCGCGCCUUAUCAGCCUGAUGGACAAUAAAUUUGCCCUCCUGUCCCAUCUGCAGGCGCUCAAGAAGUACCUUCUGCUUGGUCAGGGCGACUUCAUCGCUCUCCUUAUGGAGUCACUAGCGUCGAAUCUGGACCGACCGGCCAACAGCCAGUACCGGCACACCCUCACAGCGCAGCUCGAACAUGCGAUUCGCAACUCCAAUGCACAGUAUGACAGUCCCGACGUUCUCCGACGCUUGGACGCCCGGAUGCUAGAGCUCAGCCAUGGCGAAAUUGGCUGGGACGUCUUUACACUGGAAUACCGCAUCGACUCGCCCCUUGAUGUCAUUGUCACACCGUGGGCAAGUAAACAAUACCUCAAAGUCUUCAACUUUCUGUGGCGAGUAAAGCGGGUUGAGUUCGCCCUCUCCACAACCUGGCGAAGAGUGCAGACCGGUGCUCGAGGCGUGUUGGGCGCUGUAAGUGACAAACUUGGGGCAGAUUGGAAACUUGCUCGGRGCCGACUCGCUGAGAUGGUGCAUUUCGUCGACCAAUUGCAGUACUACAUUCUGUUCGAGGUGAUUGAGGCGGGCUGGGAAGGUCUGCAAAAGUCCAUCCGCAAACCGGACGCCACGCUCGAUACGCUGAUCAGCGCACACACAUCAUAUCUUCGAUCGAUAACUCGCAAGGGUCUUCUAGGAGGUAGUGGAACGGCGGUAGACUUCACAGCGCAAUUGCAUGAGCUGUUGAAACUCAUGCUUGGCUAUCGUGAUGCGGUGGACAGUCUUUACAGCUACAGCGUCGCAGAAUUCACGAAACGUCAAGACAUGGCCGCCAAAAUUGAGAUGCGCACUCGAGCUGGAAGAUGGGGAAUGACUGAAGCUGACCAGGAGGCUGCAGCAAUGGAGUCACCAAUGUUUCCGCCCAGCUCCGUAGCCAAAGGCCGAAGUGCAAGGGAGCGCGAGGUUGAUAGUCCGCUGCCGCAGUUGCUUCCUCUGCAGGAUGGCGUGGAAGGGGAGCGAAAUAUGUUGGAUCAGCUGCGACAGAGACUGAAGUCUUUGGGGAUUGAUUUCCGCGCGAGGGUCAAUAUUCUCCUCGGAGACCUGGCGUACCAACCCGAUGUUGACAUGAGGUUCUUGGCUGUGGUGAUGAACUUCAACGAGGUCUAUACACCCGUCAAGCGGAGGAGGCAGAAGCCCGGGGAGAAGGACAAAUCUGCGUUGAACGUUGGGAGAGCAACGAAUGCAUAG